Molecule: messenger RNA, 3689 nt
Organism: Theobroma cacao (cacao)
Lineage: Eukaryota; Viridiplantae; Streptophyta; Magnoliopsida; Malvales; Malvaceae
Gene: FUG1
Product: Translation initiation factor 2, small GTP-binding protein
Biological process (GO): translational initiation
Cellular component (GO): cytoplasm
Molecular function (GO): GTP binding; GTPase activity; translation initiation factor activity
Source: RefSeq, a predicted model, not a curated record
CACCACCUCACAAUUUUAUCAUUUUGCCCAAGUGCCCUGGAAAAACAAAGAAAGAAAGAGGUAAGCUUAUGCUGCUCUGGGUUUCUUCUUCUUUUUCCGUUUUCUCUAAAUUCAGAUGAAACCGAUUUAGCAUGCAAUGGUCAUACUGGUAGGAACAAUGCCUUCGUCUUCUUUAGCUUCCCUUGUUAAUUUGGGAACCCUUAAUGCUACUUUCAUUAAUUAUUGCUCUGACCCAAUUUCAUCAUCGUAUUAUUCUUGUAUUAGAAGAGUUUCAUUGUCUAGAAGGAGUUUCAGUAGGAAAUGUAAAUGUAAAUACUCUGUGGCAGCCACCGAUUUUGUUGCUGAGGCAAACAGUGCUUCCUCUUCUUCUUAUAAAGAUAGUGAUUCUGAUAUUGUCCUUAAACCUGCCCCCAAGCCGGUUUUAAAGCCCCAAGGGGUGAAAAACGAAAAGGGUUUGUCUUGGGACGGUGAAGAGAGUGAGCGUGAGGAUGAGGAGGAAGAAGAAAAUGAGAGGAGUAAAGUAAUUGAGUCAUUGGGUGAAGUAUUGGAGAAAGCUGAAAAGUUGGAGACUUCAAAUGUAAAUGUUAAUGCUAAUGUUACUGUAAAUAAAGCAAAAGCGAGUGGUGGAGCUGGUGGUAAAAAGAUUAAGACUUUGAAGAGUGUGUGGAGGAAAGGGGAUAGUGUUGGAACUUUGCAAAAGGUUGUUAAAGAGUCUCCUAAGGUUAGUAAUAAUAACAAUAAUAAUAUAGGAGGAGGAGCUGGAGGAGGAGAGGGGAAGGUGGAGUCCCAAGGUGAAAGUGUUGGUGCGCCUUUAAGACCUCCACAGCCACCUUUAAGACCUCAACCUAAGCUACAAGCUAAGCCAUCAGUAGCACCUCCACCUUCGGUGAAGAAGCCGAUUAUUUUGAAAGAUGUUGGGGCAGCUAGAAAGUCAGAAGUUGUCAAUGAGGCUGAUUUGGAUGAGAAGAGUAAAGAAAGAAAACCUAUUUUGAUUGAUAAAUUUGCAUCGAAGAAACCUGUGGUUGACCCUCUCAUUGCUCAAGCUGUAUUAGCCCCUACAAAGCCAGGGAAGGGCCCUGCUUCUGGAAAGUUCAAGGAUGAUUAUCAUAAGAAAAAUGUUUCCGCUGGAGGUCCAAGGAGGCGUGUUGUUAAUGAUGAUCUUGAAAUUCCAGAUGAGGAGGCAUCAGAACUAAACGUGUCAAUACCUGGUGCUGCCACUGCAAGGAAAGGGAGGAAAUGGAGUAAAGCUAGACGGAAGGCAGCCAGACUCCAGGCUGCCAAAGAGGCAGCGCCUGUUAAAGUAGAAAUUUUGGAGGUUGGAGAAAAAGGCAUGUUGAUAGAGGAGUUAGCAUAUAAUUUGGCAAUUAGUGAAGGGGAAAUUCUUGGAUAUCUGUACUCCAAGGGAAUUAAGCCAGAUGGAGUGCAAACUUUGGACAAAGACAUGGUAAAGAUGGUUUGUAAUGAGUAUGAGGUAGAAGUCAUAGAUGCUGACCCUGUUAAGGUAGAAGAAAUGGCAAAAAAGAAGGAAAUUCUCGAUGAGGGCGACCUAGACAAGCUACAAGACAGACCUCCUGUUCUUACCAUAAUGGGUCAUGUUGACCAUGGGAAGACAACUCUUCUGGAUGUUAUUCGAAAGAGCAAGGUGGCUGCCUCUGAAGCAGGUGGUAUAACACAAGGAAUUGGAGCAUAUAAGGUUGUAGUACCAAUUGAUGGCAAGUCACAACCAUGUGUUUUUCUUGAUACUCCUGGACAUGAGGCUUUUGGGGCAAUGAGGGCUCGUGGAGCACGGGUGACAGACAUUGUGGUCAUUGUGGUGGCUGCUGAUGAUGGGAUCCGCCCUCAAACAAAUGAGGCCAUAGCUCAUGCCAAAGCAGCUGGAGUACCAAUUGUCAUUGCUAUAAAUAAGAUAGAUAAAGAUGGAGCUAACCCUGAAAGAGUCAUGCAAGAGCUUUCUUCAAUUGGUCUGAUGCCAGAAGACUGGGGUGGUGACAUCCCUAUGGUUCAGAUCAGUGCUCUCAAGGGGCAGAAUAUAGAUGAUCUAUUGGAGACUGUUAUGCUUGUUGCUGAGUUACAAGAGUUAAAGGCUAAUCCUGAUCGGAAUGCAAAAGGCACUGUUAUUGAGGCAGGUCUUCAUAAAUCUAAGGGACCAGUAGCUACUUUUAUUGUGCAGAAUGGAACCCUUAAAAGAGGGGAUGUAGUUGUUUGUGGAGAAGCCUUUGGAAAGGUGCGUGCUUUAUUUGAUGAUAGUGGAAACCGCGUUGAUGAGGCUGGACCGUCCAUACCCGUGCAGGUCAUAGGUUUGAAUAAUGUUCUGAUUGCUGGUGAUGAAUUUGAGGUUGUUGCUUCCCUUGAUGUUGCACGUCAAAAGGCAGAGGCUUGUGCAGAGUUGUUGCGAAAUAAACGUAUGUCAGCCAAGGCUGGGGAUGGAAAGGUCACACUUUCUUCUUUAGCUUCUGCAGCGUCAGCUGGAAAGCUUUCUGGGUUAGACUUGCACCAGCUGAAUAUUAUCUUGAAGGUUGAUUUACAGGGAUCAAUAGAGGCUGCCAGACAAGCAUUGCAGGUGCUCCCGCAAGAUACUGUCACUUUGAAGUUUCUCUUGGAAGCAAUGGGAGAUGUAAGCUCCAGUGAUGUUGAUCUUGCGGUUGCUAGCAAAGCCCUUAUCUUGGGAUUUAAUGUGAAGGCACCUGGUUCUGUCAAGAGCUAUGCAGAAAAUAAAGGUGUUGAGAUUCGGCUUUACAGAGUCAUCUAUGAACUUAUUGAUGAUGUGAGGAAUGCAAUGGAAGGACUCCUAGAGCCUGUAGAGGAGCAAGUACCAAUUGGCUCUGCAGAGGUUCGGGCUGUUUUCAGCAGUGGUAGUGGUCGUGUUGCUGGAUGUAUGGUAACAGAAGGAAAGGUAGUGAAAGGUUGUGGCAUUCGUGUCAUUCGAAAUGAUCGCACAGUCCAUGUCGGUGUUCUUGAUUCACUGCGACGGGUUAAGGAACUUGUGAAAGAGGUAAAUGCAGGGUUGGAGUGCGGUAUGGGAAUGGACGACUACGAUGAAUGGCAGGAAGGAGAUAUUCUUGAAGCCUUCAACACGGUUCAAAAGAAGCGGACCCUGGAAGAGGCAUCUGCUUCGAUGGCAGCUGCACUGAAAGGAGUAGGAAUUGAGUUGUAGUUGUAGAAGUGCACAGGGCUACAAAAUUGGCUUAUUGGCUUUUCUUCAUGGAAUCAACAUUUUUUAUGACAGGCGCAUAUACCACAAUGCAGUGUCUCUGCUGCUGCUUUGGGCAUUGCUUAACGUGCAUCAUAUUAGAGUUUUCCCCAUACUGCAAUCUAUUAUCAAGUGCGGCAUGUUGAGGAUCUGGGCUUGCAGAUUUUGCCUUUGUUGUAACCUUUUUUUGCUGUAUAUAUUAACAUCUGGCUCCAGCUUGCUUUUGUAAAGACUGGACAGUUACAUUCCACAAGAUUCAAUGUAGAAAAUACCUUGUAACGUUUACCCAAAGAGGGCAAAGGAAUAUAGUUGGAAAAUGUGGGAUAGCGUUUUGCAAAUGUGCUGGCAGGAUGGCAUACAUUUCUCAAGCUGUAGGUCUGGGUAUGUGAAAUCUGUUGAGUCUGAACUUAGGUUUUUAGGUCUAAAAGGAAAGAUUUCGCUUUGUUUGGUAACCAGGAAAAUAAAAUGUUCAGAGGCACAGCACUGAUCUUUCUCUCGA